CCUUUCCCCCCUCCUCCCUGCUCUCCUUUCCAGGCCGGGUUGGGCUCUAACAACCAGAGGGCUGACCACUCCUCCCUGCCCCUCCCCUCCCCUCCCCAUGUGCUUCCCGGGGUUGAGGGGCGGGGGCGAAGCAGGCACCAGCAGGGGCACUCUGGGCAGCUGGGAGAAGGCCCGUCUGGCUGGGCGAGGCUCCUUGGCGGCCCCUCGGCCGACCUCCCCGCUUCUCUUGCAGGUUUCUCCAAGUGCCUCCCUGCUUCUGUUUGCUUCCCCAUCUCUCCAGGUUUCUGUUUUCCCAGUUCCCUUCUCAGGCCGGUGGCACUGGGGGCUGUGCCUGGUGGGCCCCACGGAGAUGCUCAGUGCUCGGGAUCGCCGGGAUGGGCUCCCUGCGGAGGGGGCAGCUGCGGGGCUCCAGGGUUUCGCUGUGGACAAGACUUUCCUCUCCUCCCUCAAAGGCAUCCUGCUGGAAACCGAGCUGGCCUUGACCUUCGUCAUCUUCAUCUGCUUCACGGCCUCCAUCUCCGCCUACAUGGCCGCAGCGCUGCUAGAGUUCUUCAUCACGCUCGCCUUCCUCUUCCUCUACGCCACCCAGUACUACCUACGCUUCGAUCGGCUGAACUGGCCCUGUCUGGACUUCCUCCGCUGUGUCAGUGCCAUCAUCAUCUUCCUGGUGGUCUCCUUUGCAGCUGUGACCUCCCGGGAUGGAGCUGCCAUUGCUGCUUUUGUGUUUGGCAUCAUCCUGGUUUCCGUCUUUGCCUACGAUGCUUUCAAGAUCUACCGGACCGAGAUGGCUCCCAGGACCACCCAGGAGGACCAGCAGUGACCCUGAGCUAACUGGCUCCUGGGCCCAGCCAGACAAAAGGAACAGAGCAGCCCAGACACAUUUCCUUUGGAUUCCCUAGCCUGCAGCCUAAUGUCCCCCAGCCAGGCCUUCAGGGAUAGAAUCUGGCCUGAGAAGUCACCAAGAACUUUUCUGUGGGGCUCAGUGCUCUGAGAUCUGACCCUCGAUGAAGCUCUACUGGGAAGGGGGUGUUUUGGGGAGGGAGAGCAGGAAGAAGCUGAUCAUUCCCAAAUUAAAAGAUUUGAAUCCUA
Neogale vison (American mink) is the source of this 1089-nucleotide messenger RNA. It is a transcript of the gene CMTM5, whose product is annotated as CKLF like MARVEL transmembrane domain containing 5. Lineage: Eukaryota; Metazoa; Chordata; Mammalia; Carnivora; Mustelidae. Gene Ontology annotation, cellular component: membrane. The coding region runs from base 98 to 820 and encodes 240 amino acids. The transcript is spliced from 5 exons. The record is from RefSeq and is a predicted model, not a curated record.